AUGGAGUUUGCAGAACACAGCUCUGAACUUAGAGGAAUAUUUGGUCCCAAGGGAGACUCCUUAAAUUGGCUGAAAGCAACCAAAAAGUUUCCCAAUGGGGUCCCUCGAUUUGAAACGAGAGACGAAUGCCUCGAGUUUAUGCGCAACUACAACAAAGAAAAUGGAGGAAGCAACCCCGAGUACCCCCAACUGAAACAUAUUUUCACCACGUUGAUCACUUGGGAUCAAGUUGAAGAGAUUCUGAUGCCAGCCAUUAAGAAGGCUCGCAAGGAACCUAGCUUUGCCAAGAAAGUCCCACGAGAUUAUGGCAAGGAGCCAGACGAUUCCUCCAAAAAUAUUUACGAGCAAUCUGGUGGAAAGGAAGCUGUUGACGCCAUCAACUUUCGAUUGGACCAACCCUUUCACAAGUGCACCACACCCGAGUCAGUCAUCAAUACAAUGAAGUACCUCUUUUUCCACAUGAAGUGUGGGAUUUAUGUCAUGGUGCGCAAUGGGGAACUCCGUAUAUUCUGUCCUUUUACCAAUUCGGAUUACCGAAACACCUGGAGUGAGACACUAAAAAUAGAAGGAGAUGGAACACUGGAUAAGUACUACACACAAAAAGCCGGAUUGUAUCGAGAAGAGAAUAUUGAAAAAGACAUGUCCAAAUGGUGGGCCAAUGGCAACAUUGUCUGUAACGAACUGAGUAAGGACAAUGAUACUUCCAAAAUGCAGCACUGGGGAGAUCAGUUCUUGAGUCCUCUCCGUGAUAUGCUGGCAGAAGCCUGUCGAUUACGACAAAUCCCCGAUUGCGAGUUCUUUUUGAACAAGCGUGAUUACCCUCAAUUAAAAGUCAAUGUCGAGAGGGGAGUUCCAGUGGAACCUUAUGGGUUCAUCUUUGACAAGGACGAUCGUGAUCCGAACCAAGAUGUCGAUCUAGUGCCCGAGCACAAGUUCAAGACGUACGCGCCCAUUGUAAGUUUUUACGCGGCUGCGGAAGAUCGAUUCACUGACAUUCCAUGGCCAUCUUCAGAGGAUUGGGAGGGUGCCUGUGGACUAGUGUUUCCACAGACCUUCAUUUCGUUCGAAAAAGACACUGAAGGAUACCCAGUCUUUGGAAACCCCCGUGAUCUCUUUACUGAAGCUAACUUUCGAAAGUUUCAACGGGGAUGGGAUGACAACAGAGUGGCCACAGCCUUUUUCCGUGGGACAGCCACUGGCGGGGGAACAACCAUCGAUAAUAAUCAACGUGUCAAGGUAGCAUACCUGUCACAUAACUGGAAGAAUGAUCCGGAAAAGGGUGGUGAAGAGCCGUUUUUGGACGCCGCCAUUGUCGGUUGGAAUCUGCGAGACAAAAAGAUAGCGGAACGGCCGAUGACCUUUUUGCGCCCCAAGGAAUUUGACUUCACAGCAGGUCGGCAACACUUCACUCCGAUCUACGAACAGUCCAAGUACAAGUAUUUGGUCUAUGUAGAUGGUCACUGUGCUGCAUGUCGUUAUGGAUUCAUGAUGCGGUUGGGUUCCGUAAUUCUGAAAGUGGCCCCGCGACAAGUGGCAGAUCGCAUGUGGUACUUUCCCUUGUUGCAGCCCUAUGUUGACCACGUGCCCGUCAAAUCUGAUCUGAGUGACUUGGAGGAAAAGAUUCGAUGGUGCCGCGAGAAUGAUGACAAGUGUCGAGAGAUUGCCGCCAACUGUACCAAGUUUUACGAGAAGUAUGUAGCACGGUCAGCCUUGUUGGACUACGUCGAAAUGGUGACCAAACACAUUGCCAAGCGGCAGAUUGAGCCGCCUAAAUGGUGGGAAGCACCCCCAAGAGAACGCCCACCCCCAACAUUGAACAAGCCCGAUAUGAAGUGCUUCGAUGACCGGAGCUCCGGAGUCUCUCGAUUUUGCGCCCGCUGCCAAGAGGACAUUGACAAGGAAGAAGUGGAACUGAGAGAAAACGAAGCCAAGGCGAAGGCGGAAAAGAAGAGUACCAAAAAGAAAAAGCAAACUUUGCGAGAAAGGAUGAGAAAGCGAGCCAAAACCAAAAAAUAA
This is a messenger RNA of Cylindrotheca closterium, 2016 nucleotides long. Lineage: Eukaryota; Bacillariophyta; Bacillariophyceae; Bacillariales; Bacillariaceae. The record is from the annotation of a GenBank genome assembly.